AUGUCCAAGGCGGCGCUGACACUGGAGGAGGUGUCCAAGCACAACACCAAGUUUUUGGAGGAUCACCCUGGAGGUGAUGAUGUACUGUUGUCCUCGACUGCCAAGGACGCAACUGAUGACUUUGAGGAUGUCGGGCACAGCACCACCGCCCGUGCGAUGCUGGACGAGUACUAUGUCGGCGACGUGGAUACGGCUACGAUACCUGCCCGGACAAAGUACACUCCGCCGAAGCAACCACACUACAACCAAGACAAGACCCCUGAGUUCAUCAUCAAGAUCCUCCAGUUCCUGGUCCCCUUGGCCAUACUUGGUCUGGCUGUCGCCAUUAGGAUGUACACCAAGUCGGAAUCGGCUUAA
Molecule: messenger RNA, 357 nt
Organism: Triticum turgidum subsp. durum (durum wheat)
Lineage: Eukaryota; Viridiplantae; Streptophyta; Magnoliopsida; Poales; Poaceae
Source: the annotation of a GenBank genome assembly